AUGGUACAAGAACMCAGGACCUGCUCAGCCCAGGAUGACCCCUCCUCAGAGCUGCAGACAGGAGCCAGUCUGGAUGGCGGGGAGCAGAGCGGUGACCCCGCUUUCCAGGGCCAGGGAGCCUUGGCCAGCUUUUGCUUUGUCCCUGCKCCAUGGACAGCUCCUCCUCCUCUCUCCCUGUCCAGGAUAGUCCGGCUGGUGCUGGUGCUGCGGGGCUGGGCCAACAAGAGCCUGCACGAGGAGCAGCAGAGUCCAGACCCCUUCCUGGAGCGUUUCCAAGGCCCUGAGCUCCUGGCAGUGCCUGCAGGUGCUGGUGGUGGACUGGAGGAUGAGGAGACAGAGCAGUUACACAAAAGGAGGAAAUGGCUGUUCUUUGUGGUGGACCCUGCAGGGGACUGGUAUUACCACUGGCUGGCUGUGAUAGCAGUUCCUGUCCUCUAUAACUGGUGCUUGCUCGUGGCCAGGGCUUGCUUCACUGACCUGCAAAARGCCUAUUUUAUCCUGUGGCUGGUGCUAGAUUACAUCUCAGAUGCUCUCUACCUCGGGGACACGGUGAUCCGCCUGCACACAGGAUUCCUAGAACAGGGCCUUCUGGUUAAGGACCUGAAGAAGCUGCAGGAUAACUACAUCCACACCCUGCAGUUCAAGCUGGACGUUCUCUCCAUCCUGCCCACAGACCUGGCCUAUUUUGGGGUGGGAUUGCACUGCCCUGAGCUGCGUUUCAACAGGCUGCUGCGCUUCUCCCGCAUGUUCGAGUUCUUCGACAGGACCGAGACCAGAACCAGCCACCCCAACAUCUUCCGCAUYGGCAACCUGGUGCUUUACAUCCUGGUCAUCAUCCACUGGAACGCCUGCAUUUAUUACGCCAUCUCCAAGGCCAUAGGCUUCGGGGAGGACAGCUGGGUCUACCCCAACGUCACCGACCCCGAGUAUGGCUAUCUGACCCGGGAGUACGUCUACUGCCUUUACUGGUCCACGCUGACUCUGACCACCAUYGGGGAGACCCCUCCCCCCGUGCGGGAUGAAGAGUACCUCUUCGUCAUCUUCGAUUUCCUCGUCGGCGUCCUCAUCUUUGCCACCAUCGUGGGGAAYGUGGGAUCCAUGAUAUCCAACAUGAACACCAGCAGGGCGGAGUUCCAGGCCAAAAUCGACUCCAUCAAACACUACAUGCAGUUCCRCAAGGUGAGCAAAGAGCUGGAAACCAAAGUCAUCAAGUGGUUUGACUACCUGUGGGCCAGCAAGAAGGCGGUGGACGAACGGGAAGUUCUCAAGAAUCUCCCUGACAAGUUAAGGGCAGAGAUUGCCAUCAACGUUCACCUGGAGACGCUGAAGAAGGUGAGGAUUUUCCAGAACUGCGAGGCAGGGUUGCUGGUGGAACUGGUGCUGAAGCUUCGCCUCCAGGUGUUCAGCCCAGGGGAUUACGUGUGCCGGAAAGGGGACAUCGGGAAGGAGAUGUACAUCAUCAAGGAGGGCAAGCUGGCCGUGGUGGCYGAUGAUGGAGUGACACAGUACGCUUUGCUCACCGCAGGGGGCUGCUUUGGCGAGAUCAGCAUCCUCAACAUCAAAGGGAGCAAAAUGGGCAACCGGCGCACAGCCAACAUCCGCAGCUUGGGCUACUCUGAUCUCUUCUGCCUGUCCAAGGAAGACCUCAUGGAAGCAGUCACGGAGUAUCCUGAUGCCAAAAGGAUCUUGGAGGAGCGUGGGCGCGAGAUCCUGAUCAAAGAAGGGCUGCUGGAUGAGUCAGCUGCAGAGGAAAGCAUGGAAGGGAAGAGCAUGGAGGAGAGGCUGGACAGGGUGGCCUCGGACCUGGAUGCACUGCACACCCGCUUUGGCCGGCUCCUGGCAGAGCACAACGAUGCCCAGAUGAAGCUCAAGCAGCGAAUCACCGCUCUGGAGUCCAAGAUGGGGCACGAGGACCUGGAGGAUUCCUUCUCUGAUAGCUCAGACAGUCUGUUUGGUGGUGAGGAGAAAGCCUCACCCGGUGGGAUGCCAUGAGGGGGAACAGAGGUCAGCUGGGUGACGUCUGACCUUGUGCUGAGACAGUGUUUGCUGCUUCACAAGGCUGCCCCUGCACUGCUGCUGCCUCUGCCUUGAUGCAGCUCCAAAUCAGGGAAUUGUCCUGGCCCCUCCUCCAUCCUGCCCCUUUUCUCACUGCCUKUUGGGUUCAGCCUUUGUAACUCAGUCAGGUAACCAGUCCCCAGUGAGUGCCUGUGAACACCCAGUCUGCACCCAGAGACUCUUUCCUCACAAGAUCCCCAAACUCAGCUAAGACAGGCCAAACUGUGCCUGUGACUUCUGCAAGUGGAGAAGCUUGUCUGGAUCAUUGUCACUGCCCCGGUCACCACCCUUGCUGAGCUGGGCACUGAGCUGGUUGGGCACUGCUGCCUCCUGCCUGCCUGCCUCCCUUCUCUGCUGGGUUUGGUGCUGUCAGGGGCACCUGGUGCAGGUGCUUUGGGGUCAGGGUGGUCCCGUUUGGGCUGGGGAUGUCCUGGAUGCCAAGUGCAGUUCAGAGGUGCAGUGCUGGCAGUGCUACAAGCAGGAGUAAGACAGAGUCUCUCUCCUCUAUCUAAUGACAGCCAGAUGUGCCAGGAGAGCUUUGACUGAAAUGACAUGAUUUUAAGGAACAAAGCCAUGGCGGGAGCCAACUGUGCCCAUAUUUGCUUUGCUGUGGGUAGCUCAGAGAGAGCUCAGAACACAUUUAUUUUCUUAGGCAGGGGGUUUUCUUGUUCUCAGCAGCAGUUUUGGGGCUUUGCAGGCUGCAAAGCUCCCUGCCUUCUGGAGGAGAGAUGAGUGGCAGAGCCCCAGGGACACGUGUGAGGGUGGAAACGUGGCACCACUGCGAGUGCCAGCAAAGCUCUGCUGGGCUGUGCUGCAGCCCUGGGGGCUCCAUGAUGGGAGCAGCCUGGGGCGGAGUGGGACAGUGCAGGAAGAGCCCCCAAAUCCCUGCAAGUUGCAGUGUCACUGACUGAGGAUGAUGCCUCAAUUCUUGGUUCGGACCCAUGGGUUGGCACAUGGGUCCACUGCACCCAUGGAUUKGGCUUGGGCUGGUUUCCCAAGCAGGAGAACAUUUAGUGGAAAAGGGAAUUUAUGUUUUGGGUCAAAUUGAGCCAAGAGUUUGGCCUAAAAUGAUAGGUUGACACAUGGGGAAGUAUCAACCCAGAAAGGUUCAUAGUGGAAAACUGAGGAUAUUUCCUUUGUUCUUUCUUUGCCUUGAAAGUAAAACUGCCUCUGUGCAUUUCAUAUGAAUGUUUUCCAUUAAAAAAGAAUGGCCUUGCUUUUUGGGAUUGUAGGGGUAGGAACGGUUACAUUACCAACUUAAGAAU
Messenger RNA from Malurus melanocephalus (red-backed fairy wren), 3320 nucleotides. RefSeq names its product cyclic nucleotide gated channel subunit alpha 2 (gene CNGA2). The record is from RefSeq and is a predicted model, not a curated record. Bases 1 to 1992 code for a protein of 663 amino acids. NCBI's taxonomy places the organism in Eukaryota, Metazoa, Chordata, Aves, Passeriformes, Maluridae. Gene Ontology annotation, biological process: monoatomic cation transmembrane transport. Gene Ontology annotation, molecular function: cGMP binding; protein-containing complex binding; intracellularly cAMP-activated cation channel activity. Gene Ontology annotation, cellular component: plasma membrane; intracellular cyclic nucleotide activated cation channel complex. The transcript has 6 exons.